This is a messenger RNA of Coturnix japonica (Japanese quail), 3644 nucleotides long. RefSeq names its product solute carrier family 2 member 11 (gene SLC2A11). Gene Ontology annotation, molecular function: D-glucose transmembrane transporter activity. The record is from RefSeq and is a predicted model, not a curated record. Gene Ontology annotation, biological process: dehydroascorbic acid transport. Gene Ontology annotation, cellular component: plasma membrane. NCBI's taxonomy places the organism in Eukaryota, Metazoa, Chordata, Aves, Galliformes, Phasianidae.
UGGGUUCCUGUUCACCUUGGAAGUUUUCAUCAACAUAUUCAGGAACCUCUUUGAUUUCUGGUGCACUGCUGUGUUGUCCUCUAACAGACCCAGGGCUGUGUGUUCAGUGCAGACUAGUUCCAUCUAUCAGUCGUUUCAAUCUGCCGCCGUCUCCCUGGCAGCUCUCACGUCACAUCCGUCCCUGUCUCAAUAGCUGCCCGCUGCCGUAGGGCUGCAGAGCGGUGCCGGCGUUUCCCUGGCUCAGGACGCCGGGACCCCCCGUGCCCGGAGCUGCGCUGCUCCGGCUCUAUCCCGGCUGCCGGGCGGCUGCUAUCGACCAACGAGUGGCAGUGCCUCUUUAAAUAACCCUUUGGAGCGCUGCUGACAGCACCAGAGGCUUUGGCAGACAGGAAGGACCAGCAAAGAGGAUGAACAAGCUGCAGAGAUUGCUUCAGAACAAGAACCUGAUCCUGACAGUGUGUGCUGCUGGGAUUGGAGGCACUUUCCAGUACGGUUACAACAUCUCCAUCAUCAAUGCUCCAACUUUAUACAUCCAGACGUUCAUGAACAAAACAUGGUUGGAGCGCACAGGUGCUCCCCUGGAGAGUGGCAUGGUCUUGCUGCUGUGGUCCUUCACCGUGUCCGUGUACCCCCUGGGAGGCCUUGCAGGGGCUGUUGCUGCCGGCCCUAUGGCCAUUGUGUUGGGAAGGAAGAUGUCGCUGCUGGUUAACAACGUCUUCGUGAUCGUAGCUGCGGCCUUGUCAGGAUUCAGCCAGAUGGCAAAAUCUUUCGAAAUGAUCAUGCUCAGCAGGUUCCUUACUGGUGUGAAUGCAGGUGUAAGCAUGAAUGUUCAGCCCAUGUAUCUGGCGGAAAGUGCCCCAAGGAAGCUCCGAGGGGCUGUGGCCUUGACCUCUGCAUCUUUUACAGCCCUGGGACUGGUGCUGGGCCAGGUUGUUGGACUCAGGGAGCUUCUAGGAGGGGAGGAGAGCUGGCCACUCCUUUUAGCCAGCAAUGCUGUGCCUGCCCUGAUCCAGCUCAUGGUUCUGCCGUGGUUUCCUGAAAGCCCCAGAUACCUCUUGAUUGACCGUGGAGACAGAGAGUCCUGCAUCUCUGCACUGAAGAAGCUCAGAGGCAGCAGUGACCUGGGAGAGGAGCUGGAGGAGAUGCUGGCUGAACAGGCUGCUGCCAAAGGUCAGAGAGCGAAGAAGCCCUGGGAGCUGUUCCGAAACCAAGCAGUGAGGUGGCAGCUGAUAAGCAUCAUCGUGCUGAGCAGUGCCAUGCAGCUCUGCGGGAACGACUCGAUGUACUUUUAUGCAGCUUACGUGUUCCAGGAGGCUGGAAUUCCUCAGGACAAAAUCCCGUAUGUUGUCAUCGGCACAGGGAGCUGUGAACUGAUCACGUCUGUAACUUGUAACAUGAUUAUAGACUACGCUGGCCGGAGGCCGCUGCUGCUGGGAGGAUACAUCCUCAUGGCAGGAUGGGCCACCGUCUUCACGGUCGCUCUGAGCCAGCAGACUCAGAUUAGCUGGAUGCCUUAUCUCAGCAUGGCCUGCAUUUUCACCUAUAUCCUGAGCUUUGGAAUUGGACCAGCUGGUGUAACAGGAGUUCUGCCCACAGAGAUUUUUGAUCAGAUGUCCCGACCAGCUGCUUACAUGAUCUGUGGGUCUCUGCUCUGGUUUAAUCUCUUUCUGGUUGGAACAGCGUUUCCAUUCAUUGUGAAAUAUCUAGCACAUUUCUGCUACGUCCCGUUCCUUGUGGUUUGCAUCUGCACUGCUGUCUACAUUGGGUUCUUCCUUCCUGAGACCAAAGGAAAAUCCUUCCUGGAAAUCUCGGAGGAGUUCAGGAAACUGAACUUCAGAGCUCAGAGCCGUGAAGGUUUCUAUAAAGGCCCUGAAGAGAUCAGGUCCACCACGUUGUAGCAGAAGGAAGGACAAUGGUGUCUGGUGGAAAUCCAGCAGCGGUUAUAUUCUCUUUGCAGGGACACAGAGAGAGGAGCAGGGCUGGGGAGAAUAUACUGCUCUUAAAUGCACCUUCAAAAGACUUUAGGGCAAGAUACAAAAUUCAGCCAUUAGGAUCACAUUACUUAUUUACUGCAUGUGUUCAACUCCUCCUAAGCCACCAUUUUACUGAAAUCCUAUCAUGAUUUGUCCUCUGUCAGCUCCUGGGGAUGUUCUCAGGGACUGCUUUUCUGCUAAAAUGCUUGAGAGUUUCUCUUAAAAAGCAGAUCAUGUGUGACAUGGUGGUUCCACUGAAACACAUUCAAGCAGGUAUAUCAGAGAAAUGCCUGACAACAAUAUGAUAUAGCAAGACAAGGAACCUGACUGCUCUGCUCAGGGACAUCAGUAGAUGUUACAAAGGUUGUAAGCCACCUCUUCAUCAGCUGCAUUUUUUAACACCAGAUAAACCAUUUAUUGUUUUGCUACACACGUUAUUUUCCUGCUGCUUAAAAGCAAGGUUCUGUGAGUUGAAAUGCGAAGUGCCUGCUUCCAGCCAACAGUGAAACUCUGGCCAUGCUGCCAGAUGCCUAAAUGUUCAUUUAGGAUAUUGUGUUUAGGUAUUCAAAUCUGAAAUUUGGCCCCAGAGGCUUUGAGCUUAGGAUGGGCCUCGAUUCAAAAGGGGAAAAAAGGGGAAUGAAGAAUGGAUUCCCUCCUCUCCCAAAUUCAAAGGCAGUUCUGGAUAAAUGCACUCCCCCUCUGAAGGGUCCAUAGUUAUUUGCCAGAGCUUAUCAGUGUCGCAGAUCUUGGUUUACACAGAACUUUGUGCUGUCACAAUUGUGUUGCUGCAGAUCUAUAAUACACACCAACUACUAAAUAGCGACAAAUGUUUAAAAAUCUGACUUAGGUUUUUAAUACUAAGUAACACGCAUAUUAAAGAGUGACAGGCUGAUGCCUUAUUAUCACCAAACACCACCAUGCAGUGCUUCAGCAACUUUCUUCUGAAUUUCUUCUAAGUUUAAUCUGCCUUCCUUUUCAAACCAAACUGCAACUUGCACCCCAGAAGCCUUUUUUUUUCCUUCUUCUAAAUCUGGGCUCUCAGAUAAAAAAAAUUAAUUAAUUAAUUAAUUAAUUAAGUUCUGCUUUCAGACAGCAGAUGAAAUUCUCAGUACCGUGUCAUAGGGCUCCUGUUUCUGUUAUUAAAUGAUUUCAAAUAGGCCACUACUUGUUGAGCAAGCAGUUGAUUAUUUUCAGCUAUUAACACAUAUGACGUAUAGAUUAAGAAGAAAGCUUUUAGCACUUGCUGCAUGGCUUAUACAGCUGAUGUUCAGGCACCACUUUGCAGACUAUUUACUCUGGACUGAUUUUCUUCAUGGCUUGUUUUCUUGCCAUCCAAUCCCGUGUUCUGUCUCUGGUCCCACCUGGAUACUGCCAAUGCAUCAUGCAGGGAUUAAGCCUCCAUUUUACACCUGUGCUCUGCUGAAGCUACGGUUGCACUGAAAAGGAACGUUGGCAAAAUAAGUAAAGUUUCUUUCUGUAUAUUUGUAACCAAUUUUAAUUUUAAAAAGUCCAAUGAUUUUGAAUGUCGUGAAUGUAAACAUAAUGUUUCCCAAGUGUAUUACUGUCAUGUUUGGCAUGGGCAGAUGUAUUUCUCCAGAGUCUGUGCAAGAACUGUCUCUUUCGCUACCUACAGUUUUCAGUGUAGGAAAAAUAAAUCUAAAUGUUUGUUCA